Molecule: messenger RNA, 1425 nt
Organism: Dacryopinax primogenitus
Lineage: Eukaryota; Fungi; Basidiomycota; Dacrymycetes; Dacrymycetales; Dacrymycetaceae
Product: cysteine synthase
Exons: 6
Coding region: 1-1425 (474 amino acids)
Cellular component (GO): cytoplasm
Molecular function (GO): cysteine synthase activity
Source: RefSeq, a predicted model, not a curated record
AUGUCCACCUCGACCUCCCUCCCUCUCUUCUCCCUCUCCUUCUGGCGCUCUCUAUGGCCCCCUCAUCUUCCACACAAACCACUGCAUGCCCUCCUCCUAGGCAUCCUCGCCGGUCUCUCGAUCUCCCUUUCCUCCGCCUCUGUCGGCCUCUACCUCCAACAACGACGCCGUGAAGCGCUACUGAGACGGCUGCCACCUAGACCGAUAGAGAUAAGGAGGGAUGAAGUUGUGAAGGGCGUGAUGGGGUUGAUUGGGAAUACCCCGCUGAUGAGGAUCGAGAGCUUGAGCGAGGCUACAGGGUGUAAUAUCCUAGGGAAAUGUGAGUUCUUAAACCCUGGAGGAAGCGUCAAGGAUAGAGUCGCACUCAAGAUGAUCGAGGAUGCGGAAGCGCAAGGCAUGCUCCACCCGAAUACCGAGUCGAGGAUAUUUGAAGGCACGGUGGGGUCUACGGGGAUCUCACUGGCAACGGUAGCUCGAGCAAGAGGGUACGAAACGACCAUCAUAAUGCCGGACGACGUCUCUGCCGAGAAACGGCAAACGCUACUCUGCCUCAGCGCGCGAGUCGAGCAAGUCCGCCCAGCAUCCAUCGUUGACCAAAAACAAUUUGUCAACCUCGCCCGUCAGCGUGCGCUCUCCUUUGGGCGUACAAAGCUGCCCCAAAAGUCGCUGCUCGACGCUAUGGCCACCCCUACCCCGCCAGGGGAGGACAUCGUCGUUGCCAGCCAGGUAUCGACCGAAGACGCGCUGCACGAAGCGGGCGCCCGGUUGGCACUAGAAGAGUCCCCCCGCGGGUUCUUCGCAGACCAGUUCGAGAACCUCUCUAACCACGACGCGCACUACCUCGGUACGGGGCCCGAGAUCUGGCGCCAGACGAACGGGAACGUCGACGCUUUCGUCAGUGGUGCCGGGACGGGGGGUACGAUCGCCGGUACGGGCCAGUUCCUGAAAGAGCAAAAACCGGAAGUCGUCGUUGCUCUCGCGGAUCCGGAGGGGAGCGGGUUAUAUAACAAGAUCAAGUUCGGGGUGAUGUAUGAUCCUAGAGAGAAGGAAGGGAGCAAGCGCCGGCAUCAGGUCGAUACAGUCGUAGAAGGGAUAGGCAUCAACAGGCUGACCAAGAACUUCGAGCUCGGCCUGCCGAUAAUCGACACUGCCUACCGCGUUACAGACCCAGAGGCAGUCGCCAUGUCCCGCCAUCUUGUCAAACACGACGGGCUAUUCCUGGGCUCGUCAAGUGCGUGCAACCUCGUUGCGUGUGUGAGGUUGGCGCAUAGGCUAGGACGAGGACAUACGAUCGUUACUAUUUUGUGCGAUUCGGGAAAUCGCCAUUAUUCCAAGUUCUGGAACGACGAGUACCUUAGAAAUGCGAACAUCCCGAUAGACCUGUCGAUCGUAGAUGACCUCAUCGCAGGUCGGGAAGCAACAUGA